Messenger RNA from Peronospora matthiolae, 144 nucleotides. NCBI's taxonomy places the organism in Eukaryota, Oomycota, Peronosporomycetes, Peronosporales, Peronosporaceae. The record is from the annotation of a GenBank genome assembly.
AUGGGUCGAAUCUCUGGAGUCGAAUCCAGUGCAUCAUGCACUUACAACAUGGAUGGUGCUGCGUUCUACUACGCUUGGCUCUCUGUGCCUUGUGUCAGCUCAAAGAACGAUGAGGUCAUCCCAACGAACAGCUUGUAUGUGUAG